This is a messenger RNA of Ruditapes philippinarum (Manila clam), 1305 nucleotides long. RefSeq lists its product as uncharacterized. The coding region runs from base 1 to 1305 and encodes 434 amino acids. Lineage: Eukaryota; Metazoa; Mollusca; Bivalvia; Venerida; Veneridae. The transcript has 4 exons. The record is from RefSeq and is a predicted model, not a curated record.
AUGAGGCUAGCGGUAAUAUACAGACCACCUCCUUCUAAACAGAACGGCUUGAAUACAAACACUUUCCUUGAUCAUGAGUGGCCCCUUUUCUUAACUAAGUACGCUACAGUUGACAAUUCUGCAAUCAUAGUAGGCGAUCUGAACCUUCAUCUAGAUAUACCAGACAACAACGAUACGAGAAAAUUUACAAGUAACCUUGAUGCGUGUGGUAUGCAUCAGCAUGUACAAGAACCAACCCAUGUUGCAGGUCAUACAUUGGACGUAGUGAUAUCAAGGGAAACAGACAACAUUGUAUCAAACAUAGAGGUCGUAGAUCCUGGACUCUCUGAUUCUAGUGGAAAUAUCUUACGUGACCAUUUUGCUGUUACAUUUGAUGUCAAAGCCUCAAAACCUGCACCGAGCAACUCCACGAAGCCAAACAUGAAAAAACGUAAACUAGAACGGAAAUGGCGUGAAACUAAACUUACAAUAGACCAUCAGAUCUACAGAACACACUGUUCUAGUGUUAACAAGCUGUUAAAACAAGCUCGUGUAGAAUACUAUACAAGUAAAAUAGAGUCUUGUGGCAAUGAUCAUAAAAGUCUAUCUAAGAUUACCAAAGGUCUACUUGGAGAUACAAAUGAAGUGAUUCUACCAUUUGAUUCAUCUUCAGAGCGCCUUGCCCAGAAAUUCAGUGACUUCUUUAUCGGAAAGAUUGAAAGAAUAAGGAAUAACAUACGUUCUCAAACACAAUCGGUACCGGAUAAUGUAGAUAUGGAAUCUGAAUAUACGGGUGUCAAAUAUACUGUGUUUGCUCCAACCACAGAGCAAGAAGUGAAAGCAUUGAUUAAAAAAUCAGCCACCAAAUCCUGUGAGUUAGAUCCCAUUCCAACAUGGCUGUUAAAAGAAUGCCUAGAUGAACUAACACCAGUGAUAACCAGUUUUAUAAACGUGUCCUUGGAUGCUGCUUAUGUACCAAAAAUGUUCAAACACUCACGAAUAAGACCACUUCUAAAGAAACCAAAUCUAGAUCCUAACGAACUGAAAAACUAUAGGCCUGUGUCUAACUUGCCAUUCCUGUCUAAAAUCUUGGAAAAGGUCGUUGACGUACGACUUGAGAGCCAUCUGAAGACAAAUAAUCUACACGAGGUCAACCAAUCUGCUUAUCAAUUGUUCUUCAUAGUUUGUGUAAUAGAGAGUGAUUGUCUUGUAGCAAUAACAUCUAACUGUAGAAAAAUGAGGGAUCAGCUGACUAACAAACGACAAUGUUAUUUUUAUUUUUCCCUAAGUGCCCAGGAUAAGAAAGAAGCUAUAAAUGAAGAAUAA